This is a messenger RNA of Girardinichthys multiradiatus, 1624 nucleotides long. Its product is annotated as endoplasmic reticulum membrane sensor NFE2L1-like. The transcript has a single exon. Gene Ontology annotation, biological process: regulation of transcription by RNA polymerase II. The coding region runs from base 1 to 741 and encodes 246 amino acids. Gene Ontology annotation, molecular function: DNA-binding transcription factor activity, RNA polymerase II-specific; RNA polymerase II cis-regulatory region sequence-specific DNA binding. The record is from RefSeq and is a predicted model, not a curated record. Lineage: Eukaryota; Metazoa; Chordata; Actinopteri; Cyprinodontiformes; Goodeidae. Gene Ontology annotation, cellular component: nucleus.
AUGGGAGCUGUGGGAGGAGUUUUUCCUGCACAUGGUAUGCCACUGUUCCGUGCCAGCCAUGAGGAUUACAAACCGUUUCACAGCUUCUCCUGGCUGGAACAUAUAGGCCAUGACCAUACCUACAACAACCAGCCUUUGUCCUCAUCAUCUUCUCCCGCUCGGAGGAGGAUGCCCUCAGAACCGACCAAAUCUGCUGUCAGACAUGAGAAAGACAGGCCAAAUCACCGCUCCUCUUCCAGUCUGGUUUCAGAAGCUAAAAUCCAGAACAGAGAUGAACAGCGAUCACAAGCCCUCCGGAUCCCUUUCUUGUAUGAUCUCAUUGUCAACAUGCCAGUGGAGGAGUUUAACGACCUGCUGACCAGCUACCAACUCAGCAAGGAGCAGCUGACCCUCAUCAGGGACAUACAACGGCGUGGAAAGAAUAAGAUCGCUGCACAGAACUGCAGGAAGAGGAAGCAAGAUGUUCUGCUUACAUUAGAAGAUGACUUGAAAGCACUGAGAACCCACCAGUCACAGUUGCUAAAUGAAAAACAGAACAGCUUUAUGCAUUUGCAGGACAUGAAGAGUAGAUUUGGAAUGUCGUACCAGGAAAUCUUCUCCAAGCUGAAGGACGAUGAUGGGAGACCACUGGAUGCUAGAGAAUACAUGCUUUGUUUUAGACCUAACGAUACAGUCACCGUGGUUUCACUGAGAGCAAAUCACAACAGCAAUAAACAUAGAGAUAUAAAGAAGAGCAGGUGAAUAUGCCAGAAGAACUGAGUAGGUUAAACCCCUGGCAAGAUAAACUUUCAACAAGGACUUGCAUGAGAAACAACUUGGGAAUUAACAAAAUUCCACAAAAAACUCAAAAACCAGGAAUUUAAAUUUGUUACACAUCCAAACCUAACCCAGUUCACAUCCUCUAGGCUUUUUUGUUACAAAGAUAAUGAUGAGUUAAACAUAAAUCAAAGAUAAAAGCCCUUCAGUCUUUCAGUAAUUACGAUUUUUAUAUCUUAGAUACUUUGAUUCAAAUGAAUCAAACCCAAAAAAUGAUCAUCCUGAUGUUAGUAAAUCUGUAAUACAUGCGCUGCUCCGCUUUCUCAGUGUAAACAUUUCAUAAGAGAUGUUGAUCUUUAGAGAACAGGGAAUCCCUGCUUCUGGGAGUAGCAAUGAAAUAUUCUGUUAAACAGAGCAAGGUACUGAUUACUGUCAGCACGUAGCGGCCAGGUGGAAAUAUAGACAGCAAAGAUAAGCUUUUCACUUGCAGUAUAUUGCAAAGACACGCCAUUAAGGGGCAGACCCUGGAUCAACCAUGGAUCUACAGUUCUUGGAGUAACCACAAGCCAUUAUGUUGUUUAGGCUCCAGCACUGAAGAACUGAAGCUAUUUAAGACUAUAAAUUUCAGCUGUUUUGCAACUUUUUUGUAUUGUGUGUAAUUUUAUCCUGGUUUUUGAUUUUACCUGUAAUAUUUGGUGGUAAAAAACAAUAAUGCAUCAAUGAAAUUCAGAAGUGAAGGCUGAUCACUUUGUGCAGUGAUUUGUAAGUAGCACGCAACAGACUGCAGGAUUGCCAAGAACUUACUGUAGAAAUGUGUUUAUUUUGUUACAAACUAUUUGUUAAAGUAUAAAAUACAAAUAUACUUUAU